Beauveria bassiana ARSEF 2860 is the source of this 1374-nucleotide messenger RNA. Its product is annotated as secretory lipase. NCBI's taxonomy places the organism in Eukaryota, Fungi, Ascomycota, Sordariomycetes, Hypocreales, Cordycipitaceae. The transcript has a single exon. Gene Ontology annotation, biological process: lipid catabolic process. Bases 1 to 1374 code for a protein of 457 amino acids. Gene Ontology annotation, molecular function: triacylglycerol lipase activity. The record is from RefSeq and is a predicted model, not a curated record.
AUGAUAUUACACAGGCUGUUAGUUCUAUCCCUAGAUUGGGGUUUCUCACAGGCUUCGCAGGCCUCCAACUUCAGGGUAUCGAAGGAUGUCGCCGAAUCUUUAUCUUGCGGACAGCUCUGUCAAAAGAAUCUCGGUGACGCUAAUAAAGUUGACAUAAAAACUUUUGGCAACAAUUUUGAUUUUGACUUCUACGCAACGGCAGAAAACUUCACCAACUGCCAGGAACCCGGCAAAAUUCUCAAGCUCAAGGCAACUGACCCUGCUGAGCUCAAUGUCGAUCCUGGAGUGACAGCUUUUCGAAUUCAAUACACCUCUGUAACUUCAACCGGAGACAUUGUGCCUGUUACAGGCUUCAUUGCCUUUCCUCUGCGGCCUUCGAGUCUUAAUUCUACCCAAGAAGGCCGCUAUAACUUGGUAGCCCUCGCACACGGAACUAUAGGCCUCUUUCGCGGCUGUGCUGUUUCAAGCAGCCCUGCCCUUGACGACUUUGGCACUUGGCAGCCAGCACUUCGCAAAGGCUUUGCCGUAGUCGGAACAGACUACGCUGGACUAGGCAACAAUCAUACCUCUCAUAAGUAUCUCAACAUGAUAGACCAUACCAAUGACGUAUACUAUUCUACUGUUGCAGCACGUGAGCUUUUUGGGGCACAACUGUCCCUGAACUGGAUGGUUUUAGGUCACUCCCUCGGGGGCGGAACGGCUUGGAAGCUUGCAGAAAGCUCCUUUGUCAAGAAUGACUCGUCCUACGUCGGGAGCAUUGCCUUGGCCCCAGCUAACUACUUUGUUGACAUGAUGCGGGAGUACGUCAACCAAACUCUGGCCGCUGGACUUCUCUUUUUUGUGGCAGAGGGCGCUGAACGAUCGAUUGAUGGUUACCAAGGGUCAUUUCUGACAACUGUGAUGCGAUCACGCCUUCAAUUGGCUAAGCUCGCGCAGUCAUGCCUCUUUGCUACUUUUUCACUGACCUAUGAUAUUGCCCAAAGAGACAUUUUUAAUCACAAAGGUUUUCAACAUGACGAGGAAACUCUUCUUCAAUGGCAAAAACAAGUCUCCGCUGGUCAAGGAGCUCGCUCUCCGGCCCCAGUUCUUGUGAUUCAGGGUGGACGAGAUACUGCAAUCUUGGAAAGCGCCACCAAUAAAGCUUAUAAUAAGUCUUGCGAAGCUGGAAACGAGAUUCACUAUCUUUUAUAUCCGGAACAGUCACAUGGGUCGGUAAUACAAGCUGCAGAGCCGGAUUGGGUCACUUGGCUGGAGAGGAGGUUUGCGGACCCCAAAAGCUCUCCUAGUCGUUGUUUUCACACGGUGAAGCUGCCUUUCCGUUCUGAAUAUGUGAAAGCGCCAGGAGACUUUUGGGAGACACCCGAACACAAAUGA